AAAGUAGCGUUCAAUGUCUCUAAAAUUGAACGGAAGUUGGUCUGAAAAUUGUAACCCCCUCUUUUCCCAAACCACACAUUACCUCACAUUUAUAAAUACUGUCUUUUUUCCGCAUUCUCCUUAGUCUCUCCAAACCCAUUCGCAUUCUCCUCUUUCUCUCCGAUAUGGAAUUUGCCUCCGAACAUGAUUUCCCCAAUUUUGAAACCAUUCCUCAUACCUUCAGCUCAUGCUUUUUCUCUGCUCAACUAUACCCCACAGACAAAACGAUGGAGGUUUCGCUUUCACCGUUAGAGGGUUUUUCCGGUCACGAUUGGACACAGCAGUUGCCGUAUUCAAGUAAGCAACUUUGUUUGAAUGAGUUCCCAGAUUUGGAAAACCUGGACCUCGAUUUUAGCCUCCCACCGCUGGGUGAAGAUUUGGAGGAGGUGGAGCAGAAGCCCUUGAACAUUAUUGUUGUUCCCGAAGAGGGUCAUUGCGGUCGCGAGAAGGGUUUUGGGGAUGCUUUAUUGGCGAUUGAAAAUGGGUCUGCGAUUUGUGUGAAGAAAGAGGAGGUGCAGAAUAUGGAGCAGAUGGCAGUGCCUAGUGCUAGUAGUGGCAGUAAGAAGAAGAAGCCAUGUGCUUUGGAAUUUGAGGAGAUAAAGAAGCAUUUUGAUGUUCCCAUUAAUGAAGCUGCGAAGCAAAUGAAUGUGGGGUUAACCAUGUUGAAGAGAAGGUGCAGGGAGCUUAACAUCAUGAGGUGGCCCCAUAGGAAACUCAAGAGCUUGCAAUUACUCAUCGAGAAUGUUAAGGAAUUGGGUUUGGCAGACGAGGUUCCCAUGUUGGAGAAGCAUAAAAGGUUGUUGGAAAAAUUACCAGGACUGGAAUUAUGUGCAAAAGCCAAGAAGCUGAGGCAAGCUUGUUUCAAAGCUAAUUACAAGAGGAGAAGGUUUAUGGGUAUGACACUCCAAGCUUGACCUUCAUGGUUAUGCCAGGAAUUCGUGGAUGAACAUGAAAGGAAUAGGAGUAUAUAGAGAUUUGAAACAUUACAUAAAAUAGGAUGUUGGAGGACUCUACUAGGUAACAUAGGUUCAUAUUGUGAAUUAGGAAACUGAUUUGACUUCACAACUCAUGUUGUUCCUGACCUCUUUACCUCAUGUCUUUUAAUACUUACAAUCUUACUUUUGGAACCUAUAUCA
Vigna angularis (adzuki bean) is the source of this 1175-nucleotide messenger RNA. RefSeq names its product protein RKD4. The record is from RefSeq and is a predicted model, not a curated record. The transcript is spliced from 3 exons. NCBI's taxonomy places the organism in Eukaryota, Viridiplantae, Streptophyta, Magnoliopsida, Fabales, Fabaceae. Bases 165 to 953 code for a protein of 262 amino acids. Gene Ontology annotation, molecular function: DNA-binding transcription factor activity.